This is a messenger RNA of Acipenser ruthenus (sterlet), 2925 nucleotides long. Its product is annotated as calnexin-like. The transcript is spliced from 15 exons. The record is from RefSeq and is a predicted model, not a curated record. The coding region runs from base 73 to 1713 and encodes 546 amino acids. Gene Ontology annotation, molecular function: calcium ion binding. NCBI's taxonomy places the organism in Eukaryota, Metazoa, Chordata, Actinopteri, Acipenseriformes, Acipenseridae. Gene Ontology annotation, cellular component: endoplasmic reticulum; endoplasmic reticulum membrane. Gene Ontology annotation, biological process: protein folding.
UUCAUUUUUGAAUUAAAGGUCAUUACAGGCAGAUUCAGAAGACGAUACUUUCGGUUCUUCCUGGAAAGUGAAAUGAUGUAUGUGCUUUCGCUGCUCGUGUUAUCGUGCACCUCCGUGUACUCGCAGGAGACUUUUGGGGGUGCCUAUAGACCCCCGCAGCCAGCAGGUGGCCUGCAUUUCUCUGAAUCCUUUCACUCCAGCACCAUUGAGGACAGCAAAUGGGUGACGUCCAAAGCAAGAAAAAAGGAUGAUGAUGACAAUGAGGUGAAAUAUGACGGACUGUGGGUUUUGGAGGAACCAGUGGAACAGAAGCUACCCGGGGAUAAAGGACUUGUCCUGAAAUCCAGAGCGAGGCUCCAUGCCAUAGCUGCCCCUCUGGAUAGAGUCUUUCACUUCCAUGAUCAGCCACUCAUAGUGCAAUAUGAGGUCACCUUUCAGAAGGGGAUAGACUGCGGAGGGGCCUACAUAAAGCUCCUGUCUCACAGCAACCAGCUCGAUUUGACUCAGUUCCACGACACAACCCCAUUCUCCAUCAUGUUUGGCCCAGACAAGUGUGGAGAGGAUGACAAACUACACUUCAUCUUCCGACACAGAAACCCUGUGACAGGACUGUAUGAGGAGAAGCACGCCAAGAAACCUGACGUUGACCUGAGAGACUACUACACUGACCACAAGCCACACCUGUACACUCUCUAUUUACACCCAGACAACAACUAUGAAAUCCUAAUUGACCAAUCAGUGGUCAGCAAGGGCAGCCUUCUGAAGGACAUGACCCCUCCUGUGACCCCUCCCAGAGAGAUUGAGGACCCUGCUGACACCAAGCCCGAUGAGUGGGACGAUCGAAUCCACAUCCCAGACCCCACUGUCCAGAAACCCCAUGACUGGGAUGAGGAUGCACCUCCUCAGAUCCCAGACCCCGUGGCUGUGAGACCCCCUGGCUGGCUGGUGGAGGAGCAGCCGUUCAUCCCUGACCCCGAUUCAGAGAAGCCGGACGAUUGGGAGGAGGAGAUGGAUGGUGAGUGGGAGGCACCUAAGAUCCCUAACCCCGCCUGCAAGGACGCUGUUGGCUGUGGGAAAUGGACUCCUCCUCUAGUCUCCAACCCCGCCCACAAGGGGAAGUGGAAGCCACCAGUGAUUGCCAAUCCCAACUACCAGGGGGUGUGGAAGGCCCGAGUGAUUCCAAACCCCGGUUAUUUUGAGGACCCCCACCCCUUUCGCAUGGACCCCAUUAGGGCUGUGGGCCUGGAGCUCUGGUCCCUGACUCCUGACCUCCUGUUUGACAACUUCCUGGUGUGCUCUGAGAAGAGCCUGGCUGAUCGCUGGACUGCAGAGUCCUGGGGGCAGAAGCAGGCAGCAUAUGAUGCAGACGCGCCGGGUGUCGUGUUGAAGCUCUUUGCAGCCACAGAGAAGAGGCCCUGGCUUUGGGGGGUGUACGUAUUCACAGUGGCUCUGCCUGUCAUCUUGAUAAUCAGCUUCUGUUGGCCAGACAAGAGGUUCGGUCCUCCUGAUCAGGACUAUUUCUAUAAGAAGACAGAUGAUCCACAGCUGGAUGAUUCUGUGGAUCCGGAGGAGGGCUCCAAGUCUUCAGCCCAGGGCACAAAAGCAAUGGGAAGUAAAGAUAAUAAUGGAACUAAAACAGAGGACAUCAAGAGACCAUCAAAAGCAGACCUGGAAGUAAAAGACCAGGUUCAAUCUAGAAGAGGAAGGUCCUGAAGAAGUGAUCUUCUCUGCCUAACUUAACUAUAUUGUAAGAACAAUGCCCACUAGCCUGGGUAUAUCAUGGGAUAUUAAAAGAGGUAUAUAUGCACUCCAACACCCCCCAGGAGAUCACCUAUAAUGAUACUGAGCCACAUUCCAAGCACACUUUAAGAUACUGCCUUAACAGAUCAUACACAGCUGUUUUCUAUUGAAUAUCCUUUUAUUUUUCAAUUUAAUUCCAUUCCCAGUAAAAAUGAACUGUUUCAUUGCUACAUUGAUAUAAGCAUUGGUCAUAUCAAUGACACAAAUAUUUUCACACUUUUCCCCUUAUGGCAGACCUUGGGUUGCUUGUACACAAAACAAUCUAAUUUCUAAUUUUGACUGACUCACAGAUUUUUUAAUUUUUUUUUAUACACGUGAGCAUUUCCGUGUUUUCUGUAAAGCGUAGCUUUCUCCUUCUAAAACCUGACAAUUUCAACAACCAGACUUAUGAUAUUUUUAUAAUCAUGCAUGAAACAGAUUAUUUACAAUCUCAAAUAAAUAAAAUAAACAUGCUCACAUCUCAUUAUAACACUUUAUUUUUUUUCCAUUUUCUUUUAAAACAGGGGUUAAAUAACCAAAAAAACACUUUUUUUUUUUUUUUUUUCUUAAAGUGCAGUAAACACAAACGUAUCUUCACUAACAGUGAAUUGAAUGGGGCAUUUGAGUGAGUGAUGAUAACUUCAGCGGAUUACCUGGUGAACAGUGGGGUUGGACUUCAGCUUCUCUAUGCACAGUUCUCAUUAGAAAUACUGUCAAUUCCCCAGUGUAAAAUGACAUGCACAUCAAACUCUUACUGAAGUGAUGGAGUCAAUGCAAACUACAGCUCAACCACAGAGGCGGGGGAAAUAACUUGACCUCCACAAGCCUCAGUCCCUGUCCAGGUUCAAACAUAAGCCCUUACGAUGUACACAUGGAUGUAGUAGUAGCUGGGCUGCCCAGAAUGUAUUUGUUAAAAAAAAAAAAAAAGUAAGACAUGAAAUUAACUGAACACUGUUCAGUAAACCCAGAUUGCCUAUUGUUUACAGUUCAGCCCUAACUGCAUAAGUAAAAAAUGACCUGUGCCAUUUAAUCUGUAACACACAUGAUAUUUUAUAAUUUCUCAUAUAAAACCAUUACUGUAACAUUUCCAUCUCUUAAUAUAUGCUGCAAAGAAUAUAUGCAAAAUAAAAAAAAAGUGUAUGUUGA